This is a messenger RNA of Drosophila mojavensis, 1822 nucleotides long. Its product is annotated as probable nuclear hormone receptor HR3. Gene Ontology annotation, biological process: regulation of transcription by RNA polymerase II. Bases 221 to 1684 code for a protein of 487 amino acids. Gene Ontology annotation, cellular component: nucleus. The transcript is spliced from 9 exons. Gene Ontology annotation, molecular function: nuclear receptor activity; RNA polymerase II cis-regulatory region sequence-specific DNA binding; zinc ion binding. The record is from RefSeq and is a predicted model, not a curated record. Lineage: Eukaryota; Metazoa; Arthropoda; Insecta; Diptera; Drosophilidae.
AGCUGCUGCGUGUGUGUGUGUGUGUGUGUACGUGCGUGCGUGAGUGUGCGUGCGUGUUGCCUUUGCUACAUUUGAAUUUACAAUUGAAACAAUAAACAGUAACGGUAAUAACAAUAAAUGCAACAGUAAUAACAUUAAUAAUAAUAAUAAUAAUAAUUAUAAUACAAACUUAACAUACGAGUUUUGUGGGUGGCCAGGCGCUUAGACGUUUACUUUAAUUAUGUAUACGCAACGUAUGUUUGACAUGUGGAGCAGCGUCACUUCGAAACUGGAAGCACACGCAAAUAACCUGGGUCAAAGCAACGUCCAAUCGCCAGCGGGACAAAACAACUCAAGCGGUUCUAUCAAAGCUCAAAUUGAAAUAAUUCCAUGCAAAGUCUGUGGGGACAAAUCAUCGGGCGUGCACUACGGCGUUAUCACCUGUGAGGGCUGCAAGGGCUUCUUCCGGCGAUCGCAGAGCUCCGUGGUGAACUAUCAGUGUCCGCGCAACAAGCAAUGCGUGGUGGAUCGCGUCAAUCGGAAUCGCUGUCAAUACUGUAGACUGCAAAAGUGCCUAAAAUUGGGAAUGAGUCGUGAUGCUGUAAAAUUCGGCAGAAUGUCCAAGAAACAACGCGAGAAGGUCGAGGAUGAGGUGCGCUUCCAUCGGGCGCAGAUGCGAGCGCAGAGCGAUGCGGCACCCGAUAGUUCGGUCUAUGACACACAGACGCCCUCGAGCAGCGAUCAGCUGCAGCACACUAAUUACAACAGCUACAGCGGCGGCUACUCAAACAACGAGGUCGGCUACGGCAGUCCCUACGGCUAUUCGGCAUCGGUGACGCCACAGCAGACAAUGCAAUACGAUAUAUCGGCCGAUUAUGUGGACAGCACCACAUACGAGCCGCGCAGUACAAUGAUCGAUCCCGAAUUUAUUAGUCAUGCGGAUGGCGAUAUCAACGAUGUGCUGAUCAAAACCCUGGCGGAGGCGCAUGCAAACACAAAUACCAAACUGGAAUCCGUGCAUGACAUGUUCCGAAAGCCUCAGGAUCUAUCACGCAUACUAUAUUACAAAAAUCUGGGUCAAGAGGAUCUCUGGCUGGACUGCGCCGAGAAGCUGACACAAAUGAUACAGAACAUAAUCGAAUUUGCAAAGCUAAUACCGGGCUUCAUGCGGCUCAGUCAGGAUGAUCAGAUAUUAUUGCUGAAGACGGGCUCCUUUGAGCUGGCGAUUGUUCGCAUGUCCAGAUUGCUAGAUCUCUCACAGAACGCAGUGCUCUAUGGGGAUGUGAUGCUGCCCCAGGAGGCGUUCUACACAUCCGAUUCGGAUGAGAUGCGUCUGGUGUCGCGCAUUUUCCAAACGGCUAAAUCGAUAGCCGAACUAAAACUGACUGAAACCGAACUGGCGCUAUAUCAGAGUCUAGUGCUGCUCUGGCCAGAACGCAAUGGAGUGCGCGGCAAUACGGAAAUACAGAGGCUUUUCAAUCUGAGCAUGAAUGCAAUACGGCAGGAGCUGGAAACGAAUCAUGCGCCGCUCAAGGGCGAUGUGACCGUGCUGGACACGCUUCUCAAUAAUAUACCCAAUUUCCGCGAUAUUUCGAUUUUGCAUAUGGAAGCGUUGAGCAAGUUCAAGCAACAGCAUCCGAAUGUUGUAUUCCCAGCGCUAUAUAAGGAGCUAUUCUCAAUAGAUUCACAGCAGGAUCUAACAUAACCAGAACCGAUAUUUAUGGAUACGGUGGCAGAUGCGGCUGCCGGCUGUCCGCUACAAAUAUUGGCAACGGCAACGGCAACGGCAACAACGCCCGAGCUGCAGCAGCAGCAGCAGCUCCAGCUGGAGGACUGAAGCGGC